GGAUUUUUUUCCCUUUUACUUUGCGCUGCUCUCCUUCACUUUUUUUUUGUUGCUGUUGGGUUUUUUGGGGUAAUAGGUCUAAGUAAGGACAUGAAGAUCGCGUGGCGGUGAUGGGGAGGAGGAAGGGGACGUGGGUGGUCGCCUGCGUGUUAGCUACAGUCGCCUUUUGGACGUCGGGCGUGACGGGCUCGCCGGAGCCGUCCGAGUCGUCCGUCGUCACGGCCGCGCCCGGCGACAUCGUCCACCUUCCGUGCUACUCGGAGGGCUCCGUGAUGCCUUCGGAGGCGCGCUGGCUCAAAGACGGCAUCGAGGUGGAGCCGGGCGGCGGCGGCGGCAGCGGUGAGCCGCGGGUGCAGGUGCUAGGCGACGGCAGCCUUUAUUUCCCAAGGGUGGCGGAGGGCGACGAGGGGGUGUACCGCUGCGAAGCCACGCUUCCUGGGAACAUGACGUGGCGUGCGCGUGUCCUGCUGCAGGUAGCCAGUGGUCCAGAGAACGUGUCGCUAUCCAUCGUCCCGUCCACGGCGCUGCCCAACGGCACGUUGGUCACGCACCGUGGCACCAGCGUGUCCUUCCACUGCACCGCCGCCUCGUACCCGUCCCAGAGUCUCACGUGGAGCUUCGCGGGGACGUUGGUGGACGCCGCUGGCGGGACCCCCUUGGCUUCCGCUCCCGCCGCGCCCUGGCUGGACUUCAGGGUGAAAGACAUCCAGCCUGAGGCGCAGGGUUUCUAUAUCUGCCUUGCCAACAACACGCUGACGCACGUCGUCGCCAGCACCAGUGCGCAGCUGCUCGUCUACUCGUCGGCCCGCGCGCCGGAAAAAAAAGCCGCUUGCUCUUUUACACUUGAGGCGCCGCGUCCCCAUGCUUCUCCGCUGGUGUGGGCACAGGAGGGCAACAGCGUGACGCUGGCAUGUAGUGAGUCGGCCUCGGUGCCGCCCGCCAUCACCACUUGGUCUCGAGGGGCGGAAGGGGCGGCGCUGGCGCCCAGCCCCAAGCACACCCUGAGCUGGGACGGCGCCACCUACAGCCUGACCAUCGCCAACGUCAGCCGCAACGACGUCGGCACCUACUUCUGCCGCAGCGAGAACGCUCUGGCGCUGCGCCGGGCCGAGGUGUAUCUCAGCGUCACUGUCGCCUCUGACUACACGGGCGUCAUCGUUGGCAUCUUUGUCUCCGUGCUCAUUGUGGGCCUGGCGGCCGUCACGGCCAGACUGCUCUUCGCCAACAGACAUCGCAUCUGCCUCGGGCGACCUUUCGGGUCCUCGGACGGCGACAGAGGUGAUGUGCUGAGUCUGGUGGAAUCUGACGAAGAGCAGAUCUUCCAGGCCGUCCCGCGCCUCCCGCCAGUAACGGACCCCCACCCGACCACGCUGGUCCAGGUCCAUCGCCUCCCCUCCGGUGAGCAGGAGGACACAGGAAACCCGGAGGCCAGGGAGGAGCCUCCGGACCUGGUGACUCUCUAGGAGUUAGCUGCUUUGAUUGUCGUGUGCCUUUUCUCCCAGUGAGUAUGUGAGUGUCAAUGUUGGUGUGGAACGAUGGCAUAAACAGUGCAUGGGCACUGCACCACAAGAACGUCAACUUGCGUAACGCGUGCCUGCAUUAUCGCCUUCAGAAUGCAACUGAACAGGAACGUCAAUGCCUGUCAUUGUUCACAUUUGUAUAUUUGGAGACUAAAAGGGUUCAAGGUGGAAUUUUUGUACAUACAAUAAAUAGUUUUUAUGUUGAUAUUAAAAUGUGUACAGCCAUCAACCAGGUUUUAGUUAUUUUUAUGGUUAUUAAAGCUGGUGUGUAUUUGUUUA
Hippocampus comes (tiger tail seahorse) is the source of this 1799-nucleotide messenger RNA. It is a transcript of the gene vsig10, whose product is annotated as V-set and immunoglobulin domain containing 10. NCBI's taxonomy places the organism in Eukaryota, Metazoa, Chordata, Actinopteri, Syngnathiformes, Syngnathidae. The transcript has 9 exons. Bases 111 to 1463 code for a protein of 450 amino acids. The record is from RefSeq and is a predicted model, not a curated record.